AUGAAGAGAAUUCUUAUUGCUGGUAUCAUUGCUGUGCUCACCAUUGUGACUGUAGAAUCUCUGAACUGUACGCAGUGCAAUUCAUUGAACAACACUUGUAACAGUUCUACUGCCUCUCAAUGUUCCAAUGACACCAACUCCAGCUGUACCAGCUCCAUGGUGAACUCCACUCUAGGAGGAAACAUCACUUUGUACGAGGAUAAGUCCUGCUCUGCAGAGGAGUGCAGUGAGGAGGAGAAAGUGAUUGCAGCCUUCACUGUCCAUGUGUCUGAUGGAAUGUACUUUCAGUUUGCGAGCCAAUGUUGCCGAGGAGAUGACUGCAACACCAAAAAUGCCUCUGCCCCUUCACUGGAAGAUGAGCUCGGUAAUACGGUGUGCCCUGCUUGUUAUGGAUCUAAUGAAACUUCCUGUUCUGUGAAACAACGGAAAUGUUACAAAGAAGAACGGUGUGUGGACAUAGUUGCAAACUUUAGUAAUGGUAUCAACUCUAAAACACUUGUGCUAAAAGGCUGUUCAAAUGUCAAUGGCUCCACCUGUCAGUUCCUGUCUGCUUCAAACCACGAAUUUGGAGGAAUCACCUUUCAAAAGUUUGACUGUGUAGACAACUUCACUACCUUAACUCCCACCCCUCCCAAAUCCACCCAGACCACCACUCCCAACAUGGGCUCUAAAAUCUCUCUAACUCCCUUACUCCUUGCCAGUCUCCUCCUGUUUAAGCUACUGCUCUGA
Messenger RNA from Chrysochloris asiatica (Cape golden mole), 729 nucleotides. It is a transcript of the gene LYPD8, whose product is annotated as LY6/PLAUR domain containing 8. Lineage: Eukaryota; Metazoa; Chordata; Mammalia; Afrosoricida; Chrysochloridae. The transcript is spliced from 5 exons. The coding region runs from base 1 to 729 and encodes 242 amino acids. The record is from RefSeq and is a predicted model, not a curated record. Gene Ontology annotation, biological process: defense response to Gram-negative bacterium.